This is a messenger RNA of Lycium barbarum (goji berry), 3918 nucleotides long. RefSeq names its product LRR receptor-like serine/threonine-protein kinase RPK2. Gene Ontology annotation, biological process: protein phosphorylation. Lineage: Eukaryota; Viridiplantae; Streptophyta; Magnoliopsida; Solanales; Solanaceae. The transcript has a single exon. The coding region runs from base 239 to 3619 and encodes 1126 amino acids. Gene Ontology annotation, molecular function: ATP binding; protein kinase activity; protein binding. The record is from RefSeq and is a predicted model, not a curated record.
AAAAUUGAAAAAAAAAAAACAGCAGCAACGCGUUUUCUCUCGUCUGUCUUAAACUUAAGCCUUCUCUCUCUUCUUCUUGACUCUCUCUCUCUCUCUUCUUCAAGCUGCCCCAAAAAAAUUAGGGUUAGGGCUAGGGUUUUUGGGUCUCAAAACCCCAUUUCUUGAUUCUUGAUUUUCCAUAAGUGGAAUUAAGUUGUGUUUUUUUUGCAUUUUAGAGGACCCUUUUGGGGUUAUAGUAAUGGGUCGUUGUUGUUUUGUCAUCAAGUGGUACAGAUAUCAGUUUUUUUCCAUUAUUUUUGCUUUCUUUUUAGCUCAUGGUUAUGUAGUUUCAUCAGAUUCAGAUAAAUCAGCUCUUUUGGAGUUAAAGGCUUCACUUUUAGACCCUUUUGGAGUGAUUUCUAGCUGGAGAAAUAACACUGAUCACUGUUCUUGGUUUGGUGUGUCAUGUGAUGGAAGUAGCUCAAGUGUUGUUGCUUUGAACAUCAGUGGAGGUAAUUUGGGUUCUUUGUCUUGUGCUAAAAUUGCUCAAUUUCCUUUAUAUGGUUUUGGAGUUAAAAGGGUUUGUGCUUAUAAUAAUAAUAAUAAUAGUGUUAAGCUUGUUGGUAAAGUACCUGUUGCAAUUUCAAGAUUGACUCAACUAAAGGUUUUAUCUUUGCCUUUUAAUGAAUUGAGUGGUGAAAUUCCUUUGGGGAUUUGGGGUAUGGAGAAUCUUGAAGUUUUGGAUCUGGAAGGGAAUUUGGUUAGUGGGUAUUUGCCAUCUGAGUUUAAGGGGUUGAGGAAAUUGAGGGUUUUGAACUUAGGCUUUAAUAAGAUUGUUGGUGGUAUUCCUGAUUCGUUGUCGAAUUGUGUUGCUUUGCAAAGCUUGAAUCUUGCUGGAAAUGGAGUGAACGGGAGCAUUCCCGCGUUUGUUGGUGGAUUUGGAGAUCUGAGGGGAAUGUACCUGUCGUUUAAUCAGCUUACCGGGUCUAUUCCCGGUGAGAUCGGGCGUUCUUGUGAGAAGCUUGAAGUUCUAGAGAUGGCGGGUAAUUUCUUAGUUGAGGCUGUUCCGAAAAGUUUAGGGAAUUGCAGACGGUUGCAGUCGCUUGUAUUGUAUUCAAAUUUGUUGGAAGAGGGUAUUCCAGCUGAACUUGGUCAAUUAACUGAGCUCAAGAUUCUUGAUGUGUCUAGGAACAGCCUAAGUGGGCCGAUACCAUCUGAGCUAGGAAACUGCUCCAAACUAUCCAUUCUUGUACUGUCAAAUUUGUGGGAUCCUCUUCCAAAUGCGUCUGACGCUUCUGAAAGAUUGGCUUAUACUACUGAUGAGUACAACUUUUUUGAAGGCACAAUCCCAUCAGAGAUUACAAGGCUUCCUAGUUUGAGGAUGAUAUGGGCUCCUAGGUCAACUCUUUCAGGAAAAUUUCCUGGUAGUUGGGGUGCUUGUGACAGUUUGGAGAUGGUGAAUUUGGCUCAAAAUUAUUAUACAGGAGAGAUCUCUGAGGAAUUAGGUAGCUGUCAGAAGCUGCGUUUUCUUGACUUGAGCUCAAAUAGGCUGACUGGACAGCUUGUUGAGAAACUGCCAGUUCCUUGCAUGUUUGUGUUCGAUGUGAGUGAGAAUUAUCUCUCUGGUUCACUUCCAAGUUUUUCCAAUUACAGUUGUGCUGCUCAUAGCGGUGGAGAUCCAUUUGAUACAUCAUCUGCAUAUCUAGCGCAUUUCACCAGUAAAAGUGUUCUGGACACUACUACAUUGUUUGGAGGUGAUGGUGACCAUGCAGUAUUUCAUAAUUUCGGCGGUAACAACUUCACGGGAAAUUUACCGCCUUCCAUGCUUAUUGCACCUGAAAUGUUAGGCAAGCAAAUUGUUUACGCAUUUCUUGCUGGUGGUAACAGGUUUACUGGACCUUUUCCUGGUGACUUGUUCGUGAAAUGUCAUGAAUUGAAAGGUAUGAUUGUUAAUGUAAGCAAUAACGCAUUGUCUGGUCAAAUUCCAGAGGAUAUUGGUGCACUCUGUGGGUCUCUUAAGCUGUUGGAUGGCUCCAAAAAUCAGAUUGGUGGAACAAUUCCUCCGAGUAUAGGGAAUCUGGUUUCUUUGGUUGCUCUUAAUUUAAGUUGGAACCUUCUACGAGGCCCGAUUCCUAGCAGCCUUGGCCAGAUAAAGGAUCUCAAUUACCUCUCUUUAGCUGGCAAUAAACUGGUUGGCUCCAUCCCCUCAAGUUUCGGGCAAUUGCACUCUUUAGAAGCGCUUGAACUUUCUUCGAAUUCUUUGACUGGUGAAAUUCCAAACAAUCUGGUGAAUUUGAGGAAUUUGACUGCCCUUCUUCUCAACAACAACAAUUUGUCAGGGAAAAUACCUUCAGGAUUGGCCAAUGUGACCACACUGGCAGCAUUUAAUGUGUCCUUCAAUAAUCUGUCUGGGCCACUGCCUCUUAACAAAGAUUUGAUGAGAUGCAAUAGUGUUCAGGGUAAUCCCUUUCUGCAACCUUGCCGUGCAUUAUCUCUAUCAACACCUUCUACGGAUCAGCAGGGCAGAAUAGGGGACUCACAAGAUUCUGCUGUGUCUCCGUCAGGUUCAUCAACCCAAAAAGGAGGGAGUAGUGGUUUCAACUCGAUAGAGAUUGCAUCCAUAACGUCUGCUGCAGCUAUUGUGUCGGUUCUACUUGCUUUGAUAGUCCUAUUCUUUUACACCAGAAAAUGGAAUCCAAGAUCUAGAGUUGCUGGAUCUACCAGGAAAGAGGUUACAGUUUUUACAGAAGUUGCGGUUCCUUUGACAUUUGAGAAUGUCGUGCGGGCUACAGGGAGCUUCAAUGCUAGCAAUUGCAUAGGAAGUGGAGGUUUCGGAGCAACAUACAAAGCGGAAAUCGCGCCAGGGUUCCUAGUGGCGGUAAAGCGACUUGCAGUAGGACGUUUCCAAGGGAUUCAGCAGUUUGAUGCAGAAAUCAGAACUUUAGGGAGGCUUCGACACCCAAACCUCGUAACUCUGAUAGGAUAUCAUAACAGUGAAACAGAAAUGUUUCUAAUCUAUAACUAUUUGCCAGGUGGCAAUUUGGAAAAGUUUAUUCAGGAGAGGUCUACGAGGGCUGUCGACUGGAGGGUACUUCACAAAAUUGCUUUGGACAUAGCCCGUGCACUUGCUUACCUGCACGAUCAGUGUGUGCCACGUGUGCUUCAUCGUGAUGUAAAGCCAAGCAAUAUCCUAUUGGAUGAGGACCAUACUGCAUAUUUAUCUGAUUUUGGUUUGGCUAGAUUGCUUGGAACUUCAGAGACACAUGCCACUACUGGUGUGGCCGGAACUUUUGGAUAUGUUGCUCCUGAAUAUGCCAUGACUUGUCGCGUAUCGGACAAGGCUGACGUGUACAGUUAUGGGGUUGUGUUGCUUGAGUUGAUAUCGGAUAAGAAAGCACUUGAUCCGUCGUUCUCUCCUUAUGGGAACGGGUUCAAUAUUGUUGCGUGGGCAUGCAUGCUUUUACGCCAGGGGCGUGCCAAGGAGUUCUUUACUGCGGGUCUAUGGGAUUCUGGCCCACAUGAUGAUUUGGUUGAGGUACUACACUUGGCUGUUGUCUGCACAGUUGACUUGCUUUCUACGAGACCUACGAUGAAGCAAGUAGUAAGACGGUUGAAGCAACUUCAGCCCCCGCCGUGUUAGCUUGCUGCAUAGCUUUGGAUAGGAUGGUUUAGCCCAAUUGUAAUUUUAUAAACUUGGCACUUGAUAGUAAGGUGUAUUUGGGUGUCUGUCUCCUACUAGGUUCAGAUUUCAAUUUGUAGCCAGCCUGCUUGUGAAUUUGUAGUAUAUAGCCAGCCUUUGCCCCCAUUUUUCCAUUGCCAUGUCCCUAAUUAGGGGGUGUGCAGAUUCAUCUGCAGAAGAGUGCAGAUACUUGUAUGCAUGUAUCCACAUUUUUAUUUGUUUGUUAAAUAAGAGCAAAAAGAUAGGGAGGAUUUCUACUA